UCUGAAGUGAUAUAUAUAUGUGCAUGUUCUAUGCAAAUUAAUAGAUAUAUUAUAUUCUAUAUUUUUAUGGUCAGUGAAUAUGACCUUUGAAAAGUCAAAGCCAAGCAACAUUUGCGUUGAAAGCCAAGAUGUCGGCUGCGGUGUUUUUAUGUCGUCGUACUCCACUAUGUUGCAGGAAAUACAUUCUAAAUUUGGGAAAAAAUCAAACACAAAUAGAUUUCACAGGGAGAACAGUUAUUUCUCACUACAAGAACACACCUAAAGUGAAUAUUUUCCAUAAACAAACGCCAUUUCAGUUUCUGAGGAAGUGGUACCCAUGGAACCCAAAAAACUCCAGAAUUUUUGGCCAGCGAGUUCACAGCACUGUAGCUGCCCGGAUUGAAUCAAGCAUCCCUCUCAAUUCACAGAAGAUUGUUGGCAAAUGGCUCUUUGGCUGUGCUGGAAUGGUUUUUGGAGCUGUCAUAUUGGGUGGUGUAACACGUUUGACAGAAUCAGGUUUGUCAAUGGUUGAUUGGAAACUGUUGAAAGACAUGAAACCACCAAGCAACCAAGAAGAAUGGAUUGCAGAGUUUGAGCGCUAUAAAACCUUUCCCGAAUACAAACAUGUCAGCAACCAGAGAGAAAUGACACUAACUGAUUUCAAAUUCAUCUACUACAUGGAGUAUGCACACCGUAUGUGGGGUCGUUUGACAGGCAUGGUCUUCUUAUUACCUGCUGCUUAUUUCUGGAGGAAAGGUUGGCUGUCUGCUGGCAUGAAACCUCAUGUUUUGUUAUUGUCUGGUCUCUUGGGUUUCCAGGGUUUCCUUGGUUGGUUCAUGGUUAAGAGCGGCUUGGAAGAAGAUAUUGACAUCCCUCGAGUCAGUCAGUACCGCCUUGCUGCACAUCUAAGUUCAGCUUUUCUCCUUUAUGUCAUGUUCCUCUGGUCAGGUCUGUCCCAUGUCAACAGCCGACAAAUGAUGCCUAAAACCUUACAGAUGUUGAGACUUCGUAAAUUUUCUUUUGGUGUUACAGGAUUAGUGUUUAUUACAGCCUUUUCUGGAGCAUUUGUUGCUGGUCUUGAUGCUGGUCUUGUCUACAACUCUUGGCCAAAGAUGGCUGAUAGAUGGAUACCCUCUGACAUUGCUGCUUUCUCACCAAAGUGGAAAAAUGUUUUUGAAAACCCAACCACAGUUCAGUUCAACCAUCGAUGGCUGGGUCAGAGUACAGCUGCUGCCAUUGUUACACUAUGGCUCGUUUGUCGUAAAGCACCAUUAUCACCUCGAGCCCGAACUGCAGUCAACUGCCUUCUUGCCAUGGCUUUUGUUCAGAUUGGACUGGGUAUCGGAACCCUGCUGACUUAUGUAGAAACACCAUUAGCUGCUACUCAUCAAUCUGGAUCACUGGUUCUACUCUCCUUUGCAACAUGGCUGUCCCAUGAGUUACGAAGGCUUCCAAAAUAAAUAAUACCUGUAAAAUUUAA
Molecule: messenger RNA, 1459 nt
Organism: Octopus sinensis (East Asian common octopus)
Lineage: Eukaryota; Metazoa; Mollusca; Cephalopoda; Octopoda; Octopodidae
Product: cytochrome c oxidase assembly protein COX15 homolog
Exons: 9
Coding region: 129-1439 (436 amino acids)
Biological process (GO): heme A biosynthetic process
Cellular component (GO): mitochondrial inner membrane
Molecular function (GO): oxidoreductase activity, acting on NAD(P)H, heme protein as acceptor
Source: RefSeq, a predicted model, not a curated record